Anguilla rostrata (American eel) is the source of this 3509-nucleotide messenger RNA. It is a transcript of the gene exoc6, whose product is annotated as exocyst complex component 6. Gene Ontology annotation, cellular component: exocyst; membrane. The record is from RefSeq and is a predicted model, not a curated record. Gene Ontology annotation, biological process: exocytosis; Golgi to plasma membrane transport; intracellular protein transport. Bases 54 to 2525 code for a protein of 823 amino acids. The transcript has 23 exons. NCBI's taxonomy places the organism in Eukaryota, Metazoa, Chordata, Actinopteri, Anguilliformes, Anguillidae.
GUGUUGCCCGGAUUUCAACCAAGCCUUUUCUCCACUAACUCUGAAAUGCAGAAAUGACCAGCGACCGAGUGAAAGCUCCUUUACCAAGUAUUCCCGAUGAGGAAAAUAAAGAAGAGAAAGUCUACGGAAAUGUUUUCGCAGAACUGGAAUCUGUGGACUUGCCUUUGGGAACGACUUUAAGAUCCGUUUACGAUGACCAGCCCAACGCGCACAAGAGGUUUAUGGAGAAGCUUGAUGCCCGGAUACGGAACCAUGACAGAGAGAUCGAGAAGAUGUGCAACUUCCACCACCAGGGCUUUGUGGACGCCAUCACGGAGCUGCUCAAAGUCAGGGCUGACGCCAAGAAGCUGAUGGGCCAAGUUAGCGAUACCAAUCGAAGACUGCAAGACGCCGGGAAAGAGGUGACAGCCCAAACGGAGGAGGUCAUCCGCUGCAGAGUUCAGCAGAGGAACAUGGCCACCACCGUGGAGAAGCUGCAGCUCUGCAUCCCUGUUCUUGAAAUGUACAGCAAACUGAAAGAGCAGCUGGACUCCAAAAGGUACUACGCUGCCUUGAAGACGAUGGAGCAGCUGGAGAACACGUACAUCCCGCGAGUCAGCCACUACCGUUUCUGCCAGAUCAUGGCAGAGACGCUCCCCAAACUGCGCGAGGAGAUCAAGGAGAUCUCCAUGUCCGACCUGAAGGACUUCCUGGAGAGCAUCCGGAAGCACUCCGACAAGAUCGGCGAAACGGCCAUGAAGCAGGCACAGCAGCACAGGACUUUCAACAGCGCCGUGCAGAAGCAGGCCAGCGCCGGCUACGCCAAGCCCGUCUACACGCUCAACGGCCGCGCGCCCGCCACGCACAACGGCCUGUCGCCAGGAGAGGGCGCCGACGAGGAGGACGACGCGGACGAAGAGGUAUUAACAGCACAGGACCUGGUCGAUUUCUCACCUGUGUACCGAUGCCUUCACAUCUACACUGUUUUGGGUGACAGAGAAACCUUUGAGAACUACUACAGGAAGCAGAGGAAAAAACAGGCCAGGCUGGUGCUGCAGCCCCAGUCUAACAUGCACGAGACUGUGGAAGGGUACAGGAAGUACUUCAAUCAGAUUGUGGGGUUCUUUGUGGUGGAGGACCACAUUCUGCAUGCGACCCAGGGGCUGGUGACCAGAGCCUUCACAGACGAGCUGUGGAACAUGGCCCUGUCCAAGAUCAUUGCUGUGCUGCGCACACACUCGUCCUACUGCAACGAUCCAGACCUGGUCUUGGAGCUGAAGAACUUAAUCGUCAUAUUUGCAGACACUCUGCAGGGCUAUGGAUUUCCAGUGAACAGACUCUUUGACCUUCUGUUUGAGAUAAGGGACCAGUACAAUGAAACUCUGCUGAAGAAAUGGGCCCUAGUGUUCAGGGAAAUAUUUGAGCAGGACAACUAUAGCCCGAUCCCUGUGGAGAACGAGGAAGAGUACAAAUCUGUCAUCAGUAGAUUUCCAUUCCACGAUGCAGAGAUUGAAAAGCAACAAUUUCCAAAGAAACUUCCAAUGUCCCAGUCAGUGCCUCAAAUCUACAUUCAGGUGAAAGAGUUCAUUUACGCCAGCCUUAAAUUCUCGGAGUCUCUUCAUCGCAGCUCGACAGAGAUAGACGACAUGCUGCGGAAAUCCACCAACCUCCUGCUGACAAGAACGCUCAGCGGCUGCCUACAGAAUCUGAUCAAAAAGCCCCAUAUAGGACUGACAGAGCUAGUCCAGAUCAUUAUAAACACCACCCACCUGGAGCAAGCAUGUAAAUAUUUGGAAGACUUCAUUACAAAUAUUACCAACGUUUCCCCGGAAACCAUUCACACUACGCGACUUUACGGCCUCUCAACAUUUAAGGACGCCCGGCAUGCAGCAGAGGGAGAGAUCUACACCAAACUGAACCAAAAGAUCGACGAGUUCAUCCAGCUGGCCGACUACGAGUGGAGCAUGUCGGAGUCCGACGGCAGAGCCAGCGGGUACCUGAUGGACCUCAUCAACUUCCUCCGCAGCACCUUCCAGGUCUUCACGCACCUGCCGAAUAACAACAAUGAUCAUGCUGCGAUGUCGGGCAAAGUGGCCCAGACGGCCUGCAUGUCGGCCUGCAAGCACCUGUCCACCUCCCUGAUGCAGAUGCUGCUCGACAGCGAGCUCAAGCAGAUCAGCAUGGGUGCCAUCCAGCAGUUCAACCUGGACGUCAUACAGUGUGAAUUGUUUGCCAGCUCAGAGCCUGUGCCAGGAUUCCAGGGAGACACACUGCAGCUGGCGUUCAUUGACCUCAGACAACUCCUGGACUUGUUUAUGGUGUGGGACUGGUCCACCUACCUGGCAGACUAUGGACAGCCCACCUCCAAAUACCUGCGGGUCAAUCCAUCCACCGCUCUGGCACUUCUGGAGAAAAUGAAGGACACCAGUAAAAAGAACAACAUAUUCUCCCAGUUCAGAAAAAAUGACCGUGACAAGCAGAAGCUGAUCGAAACGGUCGUCAAGCAGCUGAGAAGUUUAGUGAACGGAAUGUCACAGCACUCCUAGUUUCUGCCACAUCACUAAUAUCCGCACCUCCUCAUCUCCAGCAUUUCAACAACGUCGCUUUCAAUUUAUACGAGACUGGAUAUAUCAUUGUAAAUAAGAAAAAUGAAGAACGGUUUACCAUGUACCGAAAAACGAAUAAGCAGUAAAUUUUUUUAUGUAUUUUUAAUGGCUGAGAAAUAUGUUUUGUAAAUUGUGAAUGUGCAAUGAUUGUAUCACCACAAAAAAAAUGGUGCCCUGGAUCAGUGGGAAUGUAUUACUAUGAAGACUGAGACUGGACCAUGAAGUCCCGAAAUGAGACUGAUGUUCAAAGAGAUCUUUGGAAAAUACUCCAUAAUGCAAUAUAAGGUGGAGUUUUAACUGUAAAUACUUUUGGGUGUAUUUAACAGUACAGUGUAUCACGCUUCUCGCUAAAUCUGAUUUGAGUCUAAUAACUUUUAUUUACUGUAAAAACCUUGCAUGAUUUCGUUGAAGUUAUUUUAAAAGGGGAAAAGGGUUAGGCCUGGAGUUAAUUUAUACUAUGACUUUUACACACAUGGUUUUAUCUUUACGAAGAAAGAUGUGUAUUUUAAGAAGUGGAAUUUGUGUUUGAAGUGAUUUACAGAACAAUUACUUGCAUCCAAAACACUACUCAGAUUUUUUUUUUCUCCUCAGGGUGAAAUGUCAGCUUUUUGGUUAAGAUGCUUUAGAAUUCCAUGCUAAGAUGUUCCUAAAGAGCAAUAAUUGCUAAAUUUGCAGCCUCUUAUAAGCAUAAUUGCUUACAGGAUGAAGACUUGGUAAACAUUUUAUAAUUGGAUUAUGAGUUUUGGUCUGUACUACUUUAAUAGGCGUUUUGCACUGAAUAUUAUUUAAGUUUGGCAUUGUUUUCUUCAAUAGAUGAUGUAAUUGAGCAUUACAUUGUACAUAAAGCACAUUUUGUUAAAAGAAAAUGCAAUGCAACAGGAAUCAUGUUUCUGUUGCUACAAAUAAAGGAGGGGGUGCUCGUGA